This is a messenger RNA of Xiphophorus couchianus (Monterrey platyfish), 6341 nucleotides long. Its product is annotated as lysophosphatidic acid receptor 6. NCBI's taxonomy places the organism in Eukaryota, Metazoa, Chordata, Actinopteri, Cyprinodontiformes, Poeciliidae. Gene Ontology annotation, molecular function: lysophosphatidic acid receptor activity. Gene Ontology annotation, biological process: positive regulation of Rho protein signal transduction; phospholipase C-activating G protein-coupled receptor signaling pathway. Bases 4766 to 5767 code for a protein of 333 amino acids. Gene Ontology annotation, cellular component: plasma membrane. The transcript has a single exon. The record is from RefSeq and is a predicted model, not a curated record.
AAAAAAAACGGGUUGGAUUACAGUCUGCUGGUAGGAUGAACCUGAUCACAUACAAUUAUUUGUUUACAGAUUUAUGUUGUCUUCUUAACAGCUAUUGUUUUAAAAAACAAACAACCUUUAAAACUGGACAAAAGAAACUUGAAUAAGUACUGUACAAAAAAUUAAACCUAAUUACAGUUGUGCCACAACUGCCAACCAGCGUUUUUGAUCACGGUCACUGUUGACCCAGUCUUUUUUUGCGUAAUUUCUUGAAUUUAGCUGCAAAUUAUGGUUUUGAAUAUGAACAGCUUGUUUAAGGUUUUGCCAGUGUCUCAAUCAGAUUAAAGUCCAGACUUUGACUAGGACUCUCUAAAACAUUCAUUAUGACCUGCUUGUGUACUUUGCAUCAUUAUCAUGUGGUAUAACCAGAGUUUGGACAGCAUGGUGACAUAGUUGGUUGCCCUGCGGCCCAGCAGCAAUCAGGUUAAAAUCUCAGGCUGGGGUAUUUUCUGCAAAGAGUUGGCAUGUUUAACAGACUGACAGAAUCCACGCAAUUGGCUGCACUGGGCAAACACUAGUAGUGCCUUGCCCAAGGACACAACAACAGACCGACAGAGCAAGGGUUCAACAUGGCAACCCACUGGUUAAAUAACUCAAGAUCAUAAACUGAUGGUUAGGCCUGUUCCAAUGAGUAAUAAAUCAAUUAAUUGCAUAAUACAUUAAAAAUAGCUCAAUAUUUCCAUUAGUAUGGGUUAUCAUUUUUCUCUAUUCUCUUUUUACUUCCACCAGAGACUGGAAAACAAAGGUCUCCAGUCUUUGUGCAUUGGUUUCACCUAGGACAGUUUUGUUGACAGAGCCUUCAUAAUUAAUUUGGUUUGCUGUCUUGUUUGUUUAUUUUGGAUAUUUCAAAUAUCUUCCAGUUAUAGUGUUAAAUUUUCAUUAGAAUUUAAAGUUUCUUGAUUUUUUUGACAAUGUGUUCUUGCUUUGUAUACCAUUGUAUUACUUGAAAAUUGGUCUCAAGACAACAAUAUUAUCGUUUAUCGUCCUGAACCAGUAGAGUGGCCCCAGACCAUUACAUGACUACCAGCACUGCGUUUGAUGGGUAGUACGAUGUCCUAGAUGCUGUUAGUUAGUUUUACACCAGAUGAAAUGGCAAAACAACCCGUUUUGUCUCGUCAGUCCACUGAUUAUUUUCCCAAAAGGUCUUUGUGUUCAAGUUUUUUUUUUUUUUUGCAAAUGUGAGAUGGGUCUUUGUGUUCCUUUUGGUGUGCAAUGUUUUUUUUGUUGUUGUUUUAGGGGCUUUUUUACCUGGGAUUACUCCCACUGAGGUCUUCUUGGCCAAGUCUUUCUCUAAUGAUUAGAUACCGUAACUAACACUGGCCUUAACCGAGACAAAGAAAAUCACAAACUAUAAACUAUAAGGGAUAAGAUUGGGUUGCAUAACAUAAGUACUUUACUGAUAUGAUACAAUCUGCAGCUGCUGCAGGGGGCUGCUGUGUACACAGAGCAGAUGCACCGCAUGAUUUUCCUGUCUGUCUCAUUUGAUAAAUGUUGAUUACCAAAAGGUCAAAAUGAUAACAUAUUGAGAAUGGUGCACAACAACCUUGCUUGUGUUCGAAGUGAACUAAGUGCAUUUGAACAUCCUGCAAGAGGACAGUGAAAGAGUUUAGCUUUGUGCCUUGGAUAUUGUUCAAUAAAUGAUGGAAGCCUCGGUCCUGUAAUCUCAUGCUUUAACACACGCAUCCCCUGGUCUCAGUAGAUACGUUUGCAUGAUGUGAAAGUAAAAAGUUAAUCUAUAACAGCGGGUUUCUGUUCGUACAUUUAUUGUGGAACAAUGAUUUGAAAGGUGUUUUUUUUGUUUGUUUCUUCUCUUUUCUUGAUUUUUUUGGGGGGGAUCCAGGCAUGACAUUCUGUUUUUGAGAAUGUUUUUGUCCAUUAUAUUGCCAGAGAGGUUCUACUUCAAUGACCUAAUAUUUCUACAGGCAGGAAGUAAUCUUGCCUGGGUGGGGCAUGUGAAACUAAAUGCAAUUUGUUUUUUAAAUGUGGUUAAUCAAAUUUAACUAAUUACUUAACUAGGUAGGGAGUUACUUUUUUCUCUAUGGGCUUUUCCACUUACAAAAUGCUAAAAAUAAAUUCAUUUGAUAAAAUGCAUUUUGCAUUUGCUUCUCUACACAGUAAAUACAACAUGUUAGAUCCUCAAACAGAUCAAAAUUUGUAAAAGUACUGAGUUUGAAAUAAAGGAAAUACUUUGCCAAGCAAAAUUUUAUCAUAAAUAUUAGUGUGAAAUCUUUUAGAUAAACAGAAAAACAAAAGUUUUGAUAGACAGCUACAUGAUCUGGAUCAAAUAGUAUAAAAAAAGUUGACUGAAAGAGCAUCUACCCCAUCAUUGGCUUAUAAGGAUAUAUGAUUGCAGCAACUUCCUGUUAUUCAUCUACCAAAUAGACAGAAAUAUGGUUAAUAAGAAUAAUUUCUAAAGGCUUUUUUUUUAAAGAGAUGUAAAUAUAACUGCAUCCAGGAGUUAAUAAAGCAAAUUAGCUUUAACAAAAGGCUAACGACUUUACAGUUUAGUAAGAAAACUAUCUUAUCAGACAAAUAACCUGUUGAUCAGGAUAUGUAAAGUUUUCUAAAUGACAAAUAUUUAAACUGUGCAGUGAAAAUGUUGAAGUGUGCAGGGAUGGAGGGUGGGAGCAGAGCAGAACCAAGAGGAGAGAAAACGGUAGAGAUCUUUGUCUGUAGAGCAGAUCAGUAGCAUGCAGGUGAAGCAGGAUGGAGUAAUAGGUGCCCAUUUCCAGCUCGCUAUUUAUCACACUGCUGGCCUUGAUAUCGGUGAGUUCUACUGAUUUACCUAUUUUAAUGAAGCUUAGGCACCACUGCUUUUGCAAAAAAAUAUAAAACAAUGUCUAGAAUAUAUAUUUUAUAUGUUUUCUACAUUAUUUAAGUCAGAUGGUGGCAAAAAUUGGAUAUGAAGUUUCUGCAUCUUAAUAUAAAUUUGAUCAAAUAUAUGAAAAUUGACACAUUUUGCAAAUAUUAUUUGAUUUCAGGUUCACAGUAAGACCAUUUUACUAAUUAUUCAUAGGCACAUUAUAAGAAUAAUAACAUUUUUUAAAGACUAUUGGUAAGAUGUAGUAGAAAAAUGCUUGUAAUCAAUUAGAGGCUUUGUAUUUGCAUUUUUAUGAAACAGCAGCAUUUGACAAGACAAGCAAAUUACACUGAGAUUUUGGGCUGUGAUUAUGUAAAACAGGUUCUACUGUGAUCUACUGGAAACUAGAAAGCUGUGGUUUUGUUUUCAGGCAAAAUGUCCUGGGGGGAAAUAAACCACAAGUUUGGGAUGUCAUACAUUUUAAUACUUUGCUGUCCAGCGCUCUUUAUUGAAAUAAUCCCGUCAUUAAAUCACUGAAUACUUCUCUCCACCACUAGUAAAACAUACGAGGGAAAGAGUUUGUCACACAACUCUGAGAUCAUUCUGCUCUGUAUCCACUUGCACUCAAACAUCUAAGUUUUCCUCAUUUAAGCAUUAAUACUAUGAGUUAACACUUCACAGUGGAAUUAAAUGCUGAAUUUUCCUUUAAUACGAGUGUUUUUUUUAUAAUUAAUUAAUCAAAAUAAUUGCAUUAAAGUCCCAAUUAAAGAUUGUUGCAUGCAUUUGCACAGCACCUUUAAAAACCCGAAGUGCUUUUACAGUCAAGAUGUUUUGUUAAUACAAUGAAAAGCUCAGCAAUCAAAUACUUUACUAUAUAUAAUAAUGAUGAUGAAUUAUUUAAAAUAAAUGAAUGCUGCUAAAAUACCUUUGAACCUAUGAAGUUAGAGAAAAUUUAAGUCAGACUGGGGCUAUGCAGGAACACCUGAUAUGUGAUUAUGUAGGUGAAUAUUGCAAUAGGAAUAUGACUUCUCAGCUGUGUUAACCUCUUUCUGCUUAGGGUUUAUAGAUAAACACCAGAAAAGUAGUUUAUUUAGCUAUUGAAAGAAAAAUUAAAUCCAUUAUAUCCAUCUGAACAACAAUGUUUUAUUGAAGAAGUGUUUCUGUCUGUUGUUUUGGCAAUAAAACAAUUCAGUUGUAGUUUCUUAAUAAUAACCUUACCACCUCUUCACCUUCUAAACUUUAUAUACGGAAUAAAAGUGUCACUAAAUAAAAUACAGCCUUGCAGCAUCUGAAUGCAAGGUACCUAAAUAAAUAAAAAUAAGUAUUCACUUACUGGCCAAGCAGUUCUUAACCAAAUUGUAUACAGUAAUAUCACAAUAAUGAUAAACUUGCACUAUAUCGUGCAUCCUUAGCGUAAACUGUCACUAGCUGUGGUUUAAGUGGUUUUGACAGAAUAGAGAAGCUGAUCAACUGUGUAAAUACCAAAAAUGUCUCAUAACACAAAGUAAACAUUAAUAAAAAGUGCUUACAGUCAAAGCCUAUCAUAACGCUGAAAAAUGCUUAACGACAUGUUUGCUUACGUGCCAACAUCCAAAAUUAAAAUGUCAACCCAUCUCAAUCAAGCAUAAACUUUACGAGAUAUUUAAUGUGUAAAUAGUGAAAUACUGAGAAGUGCUGCGUUCUCAAUGUAAUGAAAUCAAAUGUUUACAUGUUUUAUUAGGAAAAGCUGGCAUUAAAACUUCAUUGGCUGGAUGCAUUUGACCAUGUCAGUCAUAGGAGUAUUUAAAGGAGUCACUUAAGCUAAAUUACCUUCAUAAAAACCCUGUUUUAAUUUGUACCAUCUUGUGACAGGUAUAAUAUCUCCAGUAGAAGCAACACAGAACGCGCCGCUCUGGACAUGCGAGCGAUUUAGAAAACGUUUGAGACAUGGAGCUGUGGAACGUAACAGAACUGGAGGGAAAACCAAGCUCGCCUUUGUUUAACUGUACUGUGGAUACAAGCUACCGUUUCACCUUCUAUCAGGUGUCCUACAGCGUCAUCUUCCUGCUGGGACUGGUCACCAACAGCCUGGCUCUGCACAGACUCUACACGUCCUCUUGCACUAUGAACAGCACAGCCGUCUACAUGGCCAGCCUGUCCUUCGCCGACAUGUUCUUUGUGAUCUCUCUACCUAUGAGAAUCUACUACUACCACCAAAAGGCUCGAGCUUGGUCGAAGACUGAGGACCUGACCAGCUGGACUCCUGGAGCAGCUUUCUGCCAGAUCACCUUCAUCCUCAAAUACAUCAGCUUGUACGGCGGGAUCUUCUUCCUCGUGUGCAUUGCAGUGGACCGAUACUUUGCUGUCGUGCACCCUCUGUCGCCGAACCUCCGCAGGCGGCGUGUUGCGCAGAUUGUGAGCGGGGGGAUAUGGUGUGUGGUGCUGGGGCUCAGCGUGAGUCUGCCGCUGUUGCGUUUGGCAGCUUCUCACCAAAACCGGCCCUGUCUGCUCGACCCGUCCUCCCUGCGCCACAGAACUUUCAUUCUGAUCUCCCUGAGUUUAGUUUUGGGGUCAUUUCUGCUGCCCACUCUGAUACUCCUCUACAGCUACUCCAGAGUGCUGAGCGUGCUCCGCAAGUCAAGGCAUCGCUGUCGCAGCCAGCGCCGCAAUUGUCGGCAGACCCUUAAAAUUAUUUACUGGGUUUUGGGCGUCUACCUGCUGUGCUUCCUGCCCUAUCAUGUCAAUCUGCUUGGCUAUACCUUCACACACAUGAAGCUGCUGCCACACUGUGGCCUGGCCAAGCUGACCAAGACUGUGCACCCAAUCGUGCUCUCACUGGCAAGCUUUAACUGCUGCCUCAAUCCGCUCAUCUAUUAUUUCUCCAGCAGUCUGGUGCACAGGGAGACUUCGGGAGGUGGAGGCAGUAGCAUUCAAUGCCAAGGAGGAUAACUCCAAGGAUUACAGCCUAUUUGAAACUUUUUAAUGCUAAACACUACUGGUUUUUGGUGAGUAAAGUGAACUCCAAGUUGCCUUGUUUCUGUAUUAGUGAGGUGUCAGAGGAAACAUAAAAGCUUUAGGAAACUGCUUAAAAUAUUCUGUGUCACCUGUUAAUUCAGGAUGGUCAGAGGAAGUCCACAUUAUUUUUUUCUAUAAUGUUAAAGAGCAAGUCUAUGGUUCUUCCAGGCUGUGAAACAGAGAGCGAGAGCAAGACUUACCGCAGAUAUUUUAGCAGGAAAGCUCUGUUGCAUUGUUUUCAGCUGUUAAACUCUCAUUUGUAAAUAUAGGCAGCUUUAAAAAAAAUACACAGGUGGGUUUAUAAAUGCUGAACAACAAUUACUAGUAAGAAAUACCAGGAAAGAGGUAAUAAGAUAAUUCUUAAAACUAAAUAAAAUAACUACUCUCUGAUUAGUGAAGGACUACAUUUGAGUAAAGCGAUUUAUGACAUAACAGGGUUUCCCCCAGAAAACUUGCUAAGCGCUGCGGUGUGGGCAGUCAUUCAGCGGCCUACUAUGUAUUUGAGUAA